Messenger RNA from Clarias gariepinus (North African catfish), 1774 nucleotides. RefSeq names its product interactor of HORMAD1 protein 1. The coding region runs from base 149 to 1768 and encodes 539 amino acids. The record is from RefSeq and is a predicted model, not a curated record. The transcript has 8 exons. Gene Ontology annotation, biological process: homologous chromosome pairing at meiosis; DNA recombination; meiotic DNA double-strand break formation. Gene Ontology annotation, cellular component: condensed nuclear chromosome. Lineage: Eukaryota; Metazoa; Chordata; Actinopteri; Siluriformes; Clariidae.
CGCUCAUUUACCUCAGGCGGCGCGCAUCCUCGGGAACUUCUGCCAUUAAAUAGCGUGUUUUAGACAUACCUAAAGUGAGUUUUCGAAAUAUACUAAUAGUAUUGUCUGACAAAAUACUGAAUUAUCAAGCACGAAAGAACGCAAAAGCAUGAAGACUAACGUUUGGAAUGUAAAGGAUAUUUUAAAUCUCCCAAUGAACUCUGGGAGUGCUAAACCGAGUAAAGGAGGAACCACCGGUGAGUACUCCAGCCUGCCUGACUCCCAGUUUCUGUUUGGCUCUCAAACCUGGCCUGAAAAUUCCCAAAGCUUUUCCCAGGAGAUAAGUGGACAGUCCAGAGGCUCUCAACAGGCCUCACAGGAGAUAAAUGAAAUGAAGGUGUCAGCCAACUAUCACUCCAAGCCUAUGCUGUUUGGUGAGAGCAGAGUAGCCAACAGUUCAGGUGGUAGAGCUAUGGGUAUAUUAGACAGAUUUGAAGAGGAAAAGAGAAAAGCCAAAGAGAUUGAAAUCCUUAUUGGAGUCCGAGAGCUGCAUGAAAGUCUGGAAAAUGUCAAGAAGACUUUUCUAAACUGCAUCGAUGGAAGCUGUGACAUAACCAGAGCAGCUGUGGCUGAAGAAAUGGAUAAUUUUAGAAAAACAAUUCAGGAUAAUUUUGCCACUAUAAAGGAGAGCAUAGCAAGUCAGACUGAACUUCUGAUGAGUCAGACACAGAGAGAGCUGAAGGACAAUGAGGCAAAGACAUUAUCAGCUCUAAAAGACUUGAGCUCAAUUGUGCUCACCCUCCAGCGGGAUUUGGAAUCACUGAAACUGGAACAAAGCAAGGAGAAGAGUCUGCUUGAACAGAUUUUGUCUCUGCUUGGCUCAAUAAUGACUGCUCACUCCACUGGAGCUCAUCCUGGCCUUGCCGAAAUGAUCGACAACACUGUUCAGACAUCACCUGCUUUGAUGGCACAGUUAUUUGUUGUUUCAAAUGAAGAGCGUUAUUAUGAAGGCAUGGAUGCUUUCAAUCACCCAGAAGUAAGAGUUGACCAAAGUAUUUGUCCUGUUAAAAAGACAAGUCCUAAGAAACUAAGCAGAGAAUUGUCUUUCCAGGUCAUGGGCACGCAACCUGUUGAGAAACAACGACUGGUUACUAAGAGGUCUGACGCUAAUGACUAUCAGAAGUCCUACCAUCUGUGCUCAGUUACAGCCAGUUCUCCAUGCCCAAUGGCUGCUAGCACUGUCACCAGUCUAGUGCAGGAUUCUAAGAGGAAUUAUAUAGCUGGAGGACCUGUGUACAUAGAUGCUGUAAAGUCAUUGAGUGACAUUAAUAAGGACCAGUCAGGAACAUGGAUUGAGGUGCCUAGAGAGAAAAAAGUGCUUAAGAGAGCACAGAGAUUUCAGACAUCCAGGAAAAAGAAGAGGGCCUUGAUUCUGCCACAGAGACGCUCAAAUCAAGGGACAGCUUUGAAUAAUGUGUUUAUGGAUAAUAAACAGGAUGAAAACAGGGUGCCUCAUUCAGUAGUCAGUGCCUUCCAGAAAGGCACCAAAACUGUGUCAGGAAACCAUCUACCACUGCAGCAGCAAAUCAGGACUACAUCGAUGAACACAAGUGAAUGUGGACAGCACCUAGAGCCUUGGUCAUGGUCUGAGAGCAGCAACAGCUCGCAGGUGAUUGUAGAAUACCAGGCAGCUGAAUGGGAGGCAGUGAAGCCUGUACAAAACACCAAUACUAUACAGAAACAGAGAGUUACCUGGCAGCUCUUUGACUUCAUCAGUGAUUCUGAUUGAUUUGGG